Messenger RNA from Lactuca saligna, 1151 nucleotides. NCBI's taxonomy places the organism in Eukaryota, Viridiplantae, Streptophyta, Magnoliopsida, Asterales, Asteraceae. The record is from the annotation of a GenBank genome assembly.
AUUGAAAAAAAAAAACAUCACACCUACCAUCCCGACCGCUGCUACCCUUUGAUAUAUAUGAUCCAUUUAGCUGCACCUGGCAACAGAAUUUAACUUCCUAUCAUCAAUCAAAAACCCUGCAACACCACAUCAAGAUUAAACCCCCCGUUUGCCAAUUUCAUCAAAUCACUUUCUUCGUUAGCUUUCGUGAAAUAGUCGUGUUUUGAUGCUUAUUAACGUAAUAAAAAUUUGAAAUUAUCGAGAAAUAGAUUAUGGUGUUCUUGUCUUGGACUCGCCCUUCUCCCAAAGAGCAGAAGGAUUGCAUUAGCAAGUCAGGUACCUUCAACUAUGACAGUAAAUACAGAGGAGCUACUGUAAAACCAUUGUCUGUUCUUAAAGAAGAUAAAGAGCUUUCAAAAGAUGGAUUUUUAAUCAAUCAUUCAAAAACUUUAGUGGGAUCAGGCUCUGACGCAUACGAAAAGGGCAAGACUGCUCUGCAAACUUGGAGGCAUUUCGGAUUGAGUUGGGCAUUUGUUGAUCCAAAGACACCAAUUGAAAAUGGGGUGAAGUUUUGUGCUUGUGUGAAGGAGUUCUUUCCAUGGCUCAGGAUGCCAUUGCAGGUUGUUUAUGUUAAUGAAACUAGAAACCCUAAAUUGGCUGUUUCUUCUUUUGGUUUUGGUGGAGGCACUCUCAGAGGACACUUACUGUCUGGUGAAGAGCGGUUUUCAGUUGAGAUGGAUGAAGAGAAACAAGUUUGGUAUGAAAUACUUUCCUUCUCAAAACCAGCACAUCCUCUCUCUGUGAUUGGGUACCCAUAUGUAUUUCUUAGACAAAAGUAUUUUGCUCAACAAUCUAGUGAUGCAGUCAGAAAAUUUGUAUCCUCAAAGUAAACUCUACAACAUUCUGCUAUUAUGAAUUCACAAUCUUUCAUCCAUGUUUCUGUUCUCUUUUAUGUUUACAAGAAAUGAAUAGAAUCCCCCAAUUGUAUGUUCACAAUUUGUUAUUGACUUGUGUCCUUGAGGGGUUUAAACUUUCUAUUGAGAACUCAUGAAGUAAAAACAGAUACAACACCAAUACCCAAUAGAAGAAGGAGACGAUUGCAAAAAAGAUACAGUUGAAAACGGGUAAACACAUAAAUGACUACCAUAUAACAUACUUAACCAAUUUCGCAA